UCUUAUUUAUAGUAACGUCAAUGUUUUAAGAUGUCAAAAUUUACGUAAAGCGUUUUCGGCGAGUACAUUUUUUGUGUGGUUUUUUUGUUUAAAACAUUUUGUCUAGCCGUAAAUUUUCAUGUACAAAAAGUAAGUGUUCUUAGACGAAACUUUGCGCCCUUUGGCUAUGCCACAAGAUGAAGCGUGUGGGAAAGGAACCUAGGCUUUUGCCUAAUGUUAUGGAAGCAAUAGCACACCUGAAGGAAAAACGCGGUUCAACACAAAAACAAAUUAUUGAACACUUGGCUCAUCUUUUGAAAAAAGGUAACGCUGUCCGGAAUGUCACUAUGCAAGUACGAAGAGCGCUGGAGCACGGGAUCAAUUCUGGUUUAAUAAAACAGAAAGGUGGCAAAUAUUCUCUAGGACUAGACAAGCGGGACUAUGCCAUUUUUAGACGAUUUCGACAAAUCGAUGAACCUUUAGAAUGUAGUCAUAAACGACGAAGAGGUAGAGGGAGGCGUGGCAGAAGACGCAGGAGAAGCCGCAGUAGGCGCCGCCAUCGCAGGAGAGCCCUAUCUGUCGAACAUGCUGGCACUGACGAUUCGGAGUCGGCGCGCAGCGUUAAUGACGAUAAUACGGAACCGAUGGACAGGGGUAGACGCAGGAGGCGAAGAAGGCGUGGCAGGAAGGGCCGCAGGAGGGGUAGAAAGAGGCGAAGACAUGCCGAGGCCAAGGAGGUCAGCAGCAGCUCGUCCGAGUCUGCCAAGAACGAGAAGAAGGAAUCUCCUCCCAAUAUCGUUCCCGAGAAGCGAAAGUCAGACCAGGAAAAAAUAGAUUUCCAUUCCAAAUCUGGCAAUAGCCAGAAUCACCAGAGCAGCCAUAGUCAGGACCGCAAUCAAGCACAAGAGGAAGAUGAUAUCGACUGUGGGAAUCCAGAGUGCUUGUGCAACAUCAAGCAGGAAGAUGAUCUAAACAGGUGCAUGUCAAGGGAUGAUUACUAUCACGAUUCUUAUUUAAACUAAAUCGUCUGAUGGACUACAGUUCGUGAUGUCUUGUGAUAGCGUCUGGUGGAAAUUAUUUGUCCAACCAACUGUCUUGUGUACAGGAAUUUUUUAGCAAAAUAAUGUUUAUCUAUCACGUAAAAUAAUUAAAAAAAAAUGAUAUGUCUUUUUAAUUUUUAUCAAAUAAUAUUUAUAUUCCUGCAAGAAAUAUUACCAGCGGAAGCAGAACAAAAACUUAACAGCUUAAAAGACUAAAAAUUUCCCAAAAAAAUAUAAGGAUUAGCUGAUUAUUAAAUACUAUUUUGUUAAACAUUCUUGAAAUAAAACAUUUACACAAUAUAUAUUUACAUCAUA
Molecule: messenger RNA, 1334 nt
Organism: Sitophilus oryzae (rice weevil)
Lineage: Eukaryota; Metazoa; Arthropoda; Insecta; Coleoptera; Curculionidae
Product: serine/arginine-rich splicing factor 11-like
Exons: 5
Coding region: 177-1001 (274 amino acids)
Biological process (GO): nucleosome assembly
Cellular component (GO): nucleosome
Molecular function (GO): DNA binding
Source: RefSeq, a predicted model, not a curated record